Molecule: messenger RNA, 1788 nt
Organism: Neomonachus schauinslandi (Hawaiian monk seal)
Lineage: Eukaryota; Metazoa; Chordata; Mammalia; Carnivora; Phocidae
Gene: ZFP69B
Product: ZFP69 zinc finger protein B
Exons: 5
Coding region: 184-1788 (534 amino acids)
Biological process (GO): negative regulation of transcription by RNA polymerase II; regulation of immune system process; regulation of cytokine production
Source: RefSeq, a predicted model, not a curated record
UAAAAGGUCCAGACUCCGGGUUUUGGUACUCUACGUUCCCAGGUGCGCCAGAGUGGAGGACUCCAGCACAACUGGGAAGCCCGAGUUCCCAGCAGUUUGCUUAUCAAAAGUGGCCAAGCCAAAUAGGACCUUCUGCUUUGUGGGCUGAGACAGAGAGCCCCAUAAAGGAGUGCUGAAGUCAUCAUGCUACGGCAGCUACUCAUCACCCUGCCCAUGGAGGCCAGCACCUGGGUGAAGUUGCGCCAUCCAAAGAAGGCCAAGGAGGGGGCGCCCCUGUGGGAGGAUGUGACUAAGAUGUUUGAAGGAGAAGUUUUGCUCUCUCAGGAUGUUGAUGAGACCCAGGGAGAAAGUCUUGAGGAUGAAGUCACCUCUAGGCCCUCGACAGUGGAAUCUCAGGGACUAUUGACCUUCAAGGACAUAUCUGUGGACUUCACCCAGGAGGAGUGGGGGCAACUGGCCCCUGCUCACCGGAAUCUAUACCGGGAGGUGAUGCUGGAGAACUAUGGGAACCUGGUCUCCUUGGGAUAUCAGCUCUCCAAACCUGGUGUGAUUUCCCAGCUGGAGAAAGGAGAAGAGCCAUGGCUGAUUGAGAGAGAGAUUUCAGGAAGUCCAAGUUCAGACUUGGAGAAUAAAACAGAAACCAGGGAGUCAACCUUAAAGAAUGAUAUUUCAGGGGAAGAAUUACACCAUGGCCUAAUGAAGGAACAGUCCACAAGAGGAAACACUGUAUAUUCCACGUUGGGAAGAGUCUCCAAAUGUGAUAAGUUAGAAAGCCACCAGGAAAACCAAGGAAUGGGUGAGGGGCAAAUCCCCUUGACCCACAAGAAAACACUCACCCAAGAGAGAGGCCGAGAAUCUAACAGAUUUGAGAAAAGUAUUAAUGUGAGCUCAAAAGUUAUUCCUGGACCAGAAGGUCCUCCAAGAAAAAAAGACCAUAAAUAUGAUAUAUCUAGAAAGAGAAGUAGAUACAAUUUAGAUUUGAUCAAUCAUUCAAGGAGUUAUACAAGAAUGAAAACUUUUGAAUGUAAUAUUUGUGAAAAAAUCUUCAAACAGCUCAUUCAUCUUACAGAACACAUGAGAAUUCAUACUGGAGAGAAACCUUUCCGAUGUAAAGAAUGUGGAAAAGCCUUUAGCCAAAGUUCAUCCCUUAUUCCACAUCAGAGAAUCCAUACUGGUGAGAAACCCUAUGAAUGUAAGGAAUGUGGGAAAACCUUCAGACAUCCAUCAUCUCUUACUCAGCAUGUUAGAAUCCAUACUGGGGAGAAGCCCUAUGAAUGUGGCAUAUGUGAGAAAGCAUUCAGCCAGAGCAUUGGGCUGAUCCAGCAUCUGAGAACUCAUGUUAGAGAUAAACCUUUCACCUGCAAAGACUGUGGCAAAGCAUUUUUCCAGAUUAGACACCUUAGGCAACAUGAGAUUAUUCAUACGGGUGUGAAACCCUACAUUUGUAAUGUAUGCAGUAAAACCUUCAGCCAUAGCACGUACCUAACUCAACACCAGAGAACUCAUACUGGGGAAAGACCAUAUAAAUGUAAGGAAUGUGGGAAAGCCUUUAGCCAGAGAAUUCAUCUUUCUAUUCAUCAGAGAGUCCACACGGGAGUGAAACCUUAUGAAUGCAGUCAUUGUGGGAAAGCCUUUAGGCAUGAUUCAUCCUUUGCUAAACAUCAGAGAAUUCAUACUGGAGAAAAACCUUACGAUUGUAAUGAAUGUGGAAAAGCCUUCAGCUGUAGUUCAUCACUUAUUAGACAUUGCAAAACACACUUAAGAAAUACCUUCAGCAAUGAUAUGUGA